UGUGAGUUUCAGGAUUUCCGGCUUGUUCAAUCAAAUAUUGGGUCCGCUCCUUCCAUAUUGGACCAAGCUGAUACUUCCUCUAAACCUUUGUCUCUCUCCUUCUCAUCUCCAAGGUAGAACAAUGCCGAAAGUGAAGACGAACCGUGUAAAAUAUCCAGAAGGAUGGGAAUUGAUUGAACCGACGCUUCGUGAGCUACAAGCAAAAAUGAGAGAAGCUGAGAAUGAUCCUCACGAUGGUAAGAGAAAAUGUGAGACAUUGUGGCCCAUUUUCAAAAUUGCCCAUCAAAAGAGUCGAUAUAUUUUCGACCUUUACCACCGCAGGAAGGAAAUAUCCAAGGAAUUGUAUGAGUUCUGCUUGGACCAAGGAUAUGCUGACCGCAAUCUUAUUGCAAAAUGGAAGAAGCCGGGAUAUGAACGUUUAUGUUGCUUACGUUGCAUACAACCAAGGGAUCACAACUUCGCUACAACUUGCGUCUGCCGUGUUCCGAAGCACUUGAGGGAAGAAAAGGUUAUUGAAUGCGUUCACUGUGGAUGCAAAGGUUGUGCAAGUGGAGAUUAGGUUUGCCUUUUCUUUCAGCAUCUUCUUCUUUGAUGUUAAAAUGAGGAGUUUUAAAGUAUUAUUGUUGUCUCGCUGCUCUUAAAUUUCUGCUAACUUUCCUUUCUCUGUUGUUGCUAUGAACCUGAAACUUCGCCAUUAAACCUGUGUCCUGGUUUUGGAUA
Messenger RNA from Hibiscus syriacus, 720 nucleotides. RefSeq names its product protein BUD31 homolog 2. The coding region runs from base 122 to 559 and encodes 145 amino acids. The transcript has 5 exons. The record is from RefSeq and is a predicted model, not a curated record. Gene Ontology annotation, biological process: mRNA splicing, via spliceosome. Gene Ontology annotation, cellular component: spliceosomal complex; nucleus. NCBI's taxonomy places the organism in Eukaryota, Viridiplantae, Streptophyta, Magnoliopsida, Malvales, Malvaceae.